AUGCCAAUCAUGGACAAGGAAUUGCCAGAAAUCCUGGUCAUGGAAAUCCUUUUGAAGCUUCCUGUUAAAUCCUUGAUGAGAUUCAAGUGUGUUUGCAAGUCCUGGUACUCUUCUUUUCAAACUUCCUAUUUUAUCACCAAUCAUAGAAACGAUAACCUCAAUCUCCUUUUCUUCAAGGGUUUUCAUAAGGGCCCUCACCUCGUCCCACUUGCAACUAAAAUAGAAAUUAAGAAACAUGGUGGACUUGAGUUUAAUGUGAAAGUCCAGGAAAAUAUCCGUAUUCCUGUCUCUCUCUCUGGUUGUGGUUGGCGACUCAGAGUGUUUGAUAGUUGGCGACUCACAGUGUUUGGUCCGUGUAAUGGCUUGCUUUGUUUGCACGAUGGUUCUAGGAUUACCCUCUGGAAUCCUUCCACGAGAGAAGUUAAGCUCCUUCCUGAAUCCCCUAUCCUAUGUCCUCCUUCUGCUGAUCGCAUUUAUUUUUUUUGCAUUGGGUUCGGGUUUGAUCGCAAGUCAGAUGAUUACAAGAUUUUAGUGAAGGUUGCUCAUCAUGUCCGGUCAGAAUUUAUAUGUCUAAUUUAUUUAUACAGCCUAAAUACAAAUUCUUGGAGAGAAAUUCCUCACCCUAACGUCUUUAUUAACCCCCUUUCGUUUAACACUUACAUAAACGGCAUUUACUAUUGGAAAGUAGCCUGUAGUUAUGUGAUCCUUUCUUUCGACAUGGCUGAAGAGGUUUUCUCGACAUUACCCUUCCCGAAUUUCGCUAAGUCUAAUGCUGGGUGUUGUUGGCGUAUGACUUCCUUUAAUGAAGCUCUUGCUACAAUUGUUUAUCCAAAGGAAGGCAUGGAAAAAUGUUACGACGUAUGGGUCUUGAAUGGAUAUUCAUGGACUAAACAACUUACAAUUGGGCCUAUUCUAGGAGUCCAGAGGCCGUUGGCAUUGUGGAAAAAUGGAGAAAUGUUUUUGCUAGGUGAAAACGAUACACUGGUUAUGUUUGAUCCUUGCACUAAAAAGCUUCAGGAUUUCGGAAUCCGCAUGCCUAAGUACACAAGGCAGCCACCUGUUUAUGCUGAAAGCAUUGUUCCAAUCAAGGAAAUUUCAGAGUGUGGGGCAAAAUUAUAUAAGAAUUGCUCCAUGUCGGUGCCCAUGAUUGACAAGGAAUUGCCGGAAAUACUGGUGAUGGAAAUUCUUUUGAGGCUUCCUGUUAAAUCCCUGGUAAGAUUCAAGUGCAUUUGCAAGUCCUGGUGCUCUUCUUUUCAAACCGCCUAUUUUAUCACCAACUAUAAAAACAACAACCUCAAUCUCCUCUUGAAGGAUUUUAAAGUCUCUAACUUCUCCUUGCUUUCAACUGAAAGAGAAAUUAAGAAACAUGGUGGACCUGAUGUUGAGUUUAAUCUGAAAGUCAAAGAAAAUAUCCAUUUGCCUGUCUCUGUCUAUAGAAGUAGUAGGUCACGACUCACAGUGUCCGGAGUAUGUAAUGGCUUGCUUUGUUUGCACGAUGGUUAUAGGAUUACCCUUUGGAAUCCUUGCACGAGAGAAGUUAAGCUUCUUCCUGAAUCAACUAUCUCACUUCCUCCUUCCGUAGAUAGUACUUAUUUUCAUUGCAUGGGGUUCGGGUUUGAUCAUAAGUCAAAUGACUACAAGGUUUUAGUGAAUGUUAUUAAUCGUGUCCACGAUGAAGAGAGAAUUAUCUCGUUCAAAUAUAUAAAUCAAAUUCAUUUAUACAGCCUAAGUACAGAUUCUUGGAGAGAAAUUCCUCAUCCUAAGGUCCUAUUUUAUGGUCUUCAUCAUCUGUUUAUCACUUACAUAAACGGAAUUUGCCAUUACAUAAAUGGAAUUUGCCAUUGGCUAGCGUUUGGUGAUAGUGGUGAUCUGAUCCUUUCUUUCGACAUGGCUGAAGAAGUUUUCUCGACAUCACGCCUGCCGAAUUUCGGUAUGUCUAAGGCCGAGUGUUUUUGGGAGGCAUGGAAAAAUGCUAUGACAUAUGGGUCUUGA
Molecule: messenger RNA, 1992 nt
Organism: Theobroma umbraticum
Lineage: Eukaryota; Viridiplantae; Streptophyta; Magnoliopsida; Malvales; Malvaceae
Product: F-box/kelch-repeat protein At3g23880-like
Molecular function (GO): protein binding
Source: RefSeq, a predicted model, not a curated record